Messenger RNA from Nelumbo nucifera (sacred lotus), 1394 nucleotides. Its product is annotated as Abscisic acid-responsive (TB2/DP1, HVA22) family protein. NCBI's taxonomy places the organism in Eukaryota, Viridiplantae, Streptophyta, Magnoliopsida, Proteales, Nelumbonaceae. The record is from RefSeq and is a predicted model, not a curated record.
AGAGACCCGGAGAGAACGUCAGAAAAGAAAUUCAAAACGAUAAAUCUCUCUCUCUCGCCGAAUUGGCUUCCAGUGGCGCUCUGGCCGCGCCGAUUCGACUGUACGGAAGCAAGCAAAGGCUAUAUAGGACGGUUCUCCACCUCAACUCUCUAUUGAAAACGGCAGAUUCGUUUCUCCAGUUUUGCUGAAGCUCUUCGUUAUAAGAGUUCUCUGUUCAUUUCACGGAAAUUAUCAAAAGUAACCAAUUGGAAAGACAACAUUUGUGGGGGUCAAAUUCCAAAUACACGUUUUGAGAGCUUGAGAAGCAAGAGGAGAAUAUUAUUUUCCUUGCAUUGUUAACCAGACGAAAUGAUAGGUUCAUUUCUUACAAGAGGGCUUGUGAUGGUUUUUGGCUAUGCCUAUCCCGCUUACGAGUGCUUUAAAACUGUGGAGAAGAAUAAACCAGAAAUUGAGCAACUGCGGUUUUGGUGCCAAUACUGGAUUUUAGUUGCAGUCCUGACAGUCUUUGAGAGAGUGGGUGACACUUUUAUUUCGUGGGCGCCAAUGUACAGUGAGGCGAAAUUGGCAUUCUUCAUAUAUUUGUGGUAUCCUAAAACAAAGGGAACAACAUACGUUUAUGAUUCUUUCUUUCGGCCAUACCUUGCAAAGCAUGAGAACGAAAUUGAUCGUAACUUGUUGGAAUUGAGGGCCAGAGCUGGGGAUGUUGCACUUCUGUAUUGGCAAAGAGCUGCAAAUUAUGGUCAGACAAGGGUUUUUGAGAUUUUACAAUAUAUUGCAUCACAAUCAGCGGCAAGACCACGGCCUGCUCAGCAGCAGCAACAGCAGGGUGGGGCAGUUCGUCAACCUCCAACUCCACCCUCUGUACCAACUGGCGAACCAGCUGUGCAUGCACAGCAGCAGCAACUGCAACAUAAAGCCCAGCAGCCAUUAUCACGAACUUCCAGUGUGUCUUCAACUGAGCAGCAACUUGAACCACAAGAAGCCAGCGCUUCUCCUGUUCCCGCAAGAGCAGCCUCUCCUGCUGCAGCUGUGCGUUCACAAACAACACUCAAUGAUCAGCCCGCAGUUGAAGCCACCAGCCAACCAACUCAGAAAGAAGCAGAAGAAAUGCAGAUUGAAGUCAUUGAACAAGUUUCAUCUUCAGCUAAUGGAAAUGCGAAACCCCCUCAACAGGAGACAGUCAUGGAGGAAACCAUCCGGGUGACACGUGGAAGGUUGAGGAAAACGAGAGCUGCAGCAAACCGCUAGGAAAGUACUCUUGGCUACUCUGGUUAUCUUUUAUCUCAGGCAAUUUGUUGGUUGCAGAAGCAAAUGUAAAGUAAGAAAAUAGACGGGAGUAAUAGGUGAUGGAUUGAUAGAUAGAUGGUAUUGAUGAUGUACAUUGUUUCUCUGUA